This is a messenger RNA of Aspergillus thermomutatus, 1356 nucleotides long. RefSeq lists its product as uncharacterized. The transcript has a single exon. The coding region runs from base 1 to 1356 and encodes 451 amino acids. NCBI's taxonomy places the organism in Eukaryota, Fungi, Ascomycota, Eurotiomycetes, Eurotiales, Aspergillaceae. The record is from RefSeq and is a predicted model, not a curated record.
AUGGAGAAUUCCGAGAUCCUCGUCCACAUCUCCGCUCCCAGCGGGGUCAGGGAUGAUGCCCGAUAUCGAGCUCAGGUCGAGGCUAUUCUCGGCUUUCAGAGUCUGUCACGGCAGCUCAUCACCUUGACGUCCGAUGAGCGUCGAGGGAGCGAUAGUGCACCGGCUACGGGACAGCCAACGUCUCCGGGUCGAGCCGUUGAUGCAGACCCCAGAGAAGGAUCGAAAUGCACCCAGCCGUUCCUUCCUAACUUACAAAGCACGAUUCCCUUUGAAAAUGUGGAAGUGGAGUGUUCCAAUGCAGUCAGAUCCACGCCAGUACAUGAGGGACUAUUCAACGCUACUACUGGUUCAACAGCACUAACGAUCAAAGACACGACGAUUCUUCCAGAUCCUGAACUUGGUAGUGGCCGUCAAAUCAGCUCAGUCUCGCUGCUCCCCCAGUCGCAAAAUGAGCACGCUGGAAAAGACUCCCUCGAGAGUCCGGUCAGUGUCAUACCCGACUCGCAGCCAGAAGCGAUACGUAGCCAAGCUGAAGGCCUGCUUCGCGGCGUCCCCUAUGUAGCCGUUGGCUCUCCUCCGACCAAAAGACAUUGUUCAGGGUUGUCGCCGAUGCUGCAGGAAGUUGCGCCAGUCUCUGAGGCUCUCAUACUUGCUUCCAAGCUGGACGAAGAGCGCCAUGGAAAUUACGAGCUGGCUAAUCCUCGUCCUGUUCUACAAAACUCCCAUCCUGAUACACCACCACAACUAUGCCUUGGUCGUCUUCCACUAGUUAUCAAACCCUCGCUUCCUCCGGUAUCCAGGGAGCGAUUUGUAACCCAUGUCACCCCAACUCUGGCCAUGUUGACAAGACGUUUGAAACCAGCACGAACGUAUAAACCUGUGAAACAAUCUAGGGACCUGGAACAGUUGGAAAGGGGCCAUUGGUAUCUUCGCAUCAAUAUUUUGCAGCUUGAAAGAGCCAGACACCUUGGCACUCCUGGCCUACACGAAAAUGAGGCCCGAAGCUGGGACUUGGCCCGCUUCUCCCGCUUCUGGUCCUUCCUGUCGGAUUUUAUCUCCAAGGACGGCCGGGCUGGUUGGGGAGUCUGGUGCAUAUUGGAAGAUGCGCCCGAAACUCUUUGGUCAGGCUCAACCGACUGCCAGAUCAUGCCACACAGAACGACAGCGCCGAUCAUGUCUGACCGAAAGACUAAUCCCCACAGCUUUGUUCGGCCCGUGAUACUGAAACUCUACGCGUGGGGCGAGAUCGCGCUUCACAUGUAUCUGCUCCUCUUUUUAGCCAGCGAACGAAGAAUUCGCAAAAUGGGCGCGCAGUGGCGAGACGGUCGCGAUGAGGUAGUCAUUGAGAUGCCCUAA